Molecule: messenger RNA, 2860 nt
Organism: Neopelma chrysocephalum (saffron-crested tyrant-manakin)
Lineage: Eukaryota; Metazoa; Chordata; Aves; Passeriformes; Pipridae
Product: proprotein convertase subtilisin/kexin type 5-like
Exons: 9
Coding region: 74-1876 (600 amino acids)
Source: RefSeq, a predicted model, not a curated record
AUGCAAAAAGGAAAUUGCUGUCCUGUGACUCUUCAUGUAGGACCUGUGAGAAAUCUGCUGAUAUGUGUACUACAUGUCCAGAAGGGGAUAUUUUAAUGAUUCUGAGACUUGCAAGGAAUGCAGUGGAUCCUGUAAGACAUGCACAGGAAAUGCAACCAAAUGCCUAUCCUGUAAAAGCCCUUUGCUUUUGGAGCACUGGAAAUGUAAACCUACCUGUUCAGAGAAGCAUUUUGCCUCUGAAGGAAUCUGCAAACACUGCCCUGAAAUGUGUCAGGAAUGCAUUCACAAUGAAAUAUGCAAAGAGUGUAUGGACCAGUUCUUCCUGCACGAGGGGAAGUGUGUGCAGGAAUGCUCUUCACACUUCUAUGCUGAAGACAAGCACUGCUUUCCCUGCCAUGCUGACUGCAAGGAUUGCAAUGGGCCAGAUUCCAAUGACUGCACAGCAUGCACCUUCAACUUGUUUGUCCUCUACAAUGGCAUGUGUUUUGAAGAGUGCCCUGAAGGGAGUUACUAUGAAGAAGCCACUGGAGACUGUCAAGCAUGCAACAGGACAUGUCAGACUUGUUCUUCUUCCAAUGCGUGCCUUACUUGCAGAAAUGGCCAGAUAUUGAAGCAUGAUGGGCACUGUGUGGUAUCUGAGUACUGCUCUCCCACUGAGUUCUAUGCUGAGGAAACUCAGACUUGCAAGUCUUGUCACAAGAAAUGCUUCCACUGCUCAGGACCCACUGAACACCAGUGUCUUAGCUGUGAAAAUAACCGCUAUCUUCUCAAUACAACCUGUGUUGAAACAUGCCCAGAUGGAUAUUAUGCUGAUAGUGAUGAGGGGCAAUGUUCUGCAUGUCACAGUGCCUGUGUCACUUGCACCGGAAAAUACAGCUCACAGUGCCUUUCCUGCAAACCGGGUUGGUACAGACAAGGAAAAGGAUGCGUAAACCAGUGUCCAUCAGGGUAUUUUGCACAAAAUUCCACUGGAUUAUGUAAGAGAUGCCACAAGAAUUGUAAGGAGUGUACGGGACCUCAACCCACAGAUUGUCUUUUAUGUGAUACAUAUUUCUACCUGUUGCACUCGAAGAAUGAAUGUGUUAGCUCUUGUCCUCAGUACUACUAUGAAAACAAGGACAACAAUGUCUGUGAAAGAUGCCACCCUUCCUGUCUAACUUGUGAAGGAAAGGGAGCAUUCAGCUGCACAUCUUGCGUAUGGAGCUACAGUUUAUUAGGUGGAAUGUGCAACUCAGACUGUUUUGUAGGUGAAUACAAAGUCCAGGAGACACCAGGACAAGAGGAAGAUGAACCCAAGUGUGAGAAAUGUGACAGCUCAUGCACUGAGUGCAAGGGACCUGGUCCUCUCAACUGCACAGUCUGUCCAGCUAGCAUGCAGCUCUACCUAGAGGAAAGUCGCUGCCUGCCCUGCUGCAGUGACUCUGGUCCAGCAGGCAACACAGAGUGCUGUGACUGCAGUGAAACACAAGAUGACUGUGUAUUACAGAACACUGUACCCCCCAAGAGAAAAAGCAAAACUACUUUCUUUGUUAUCACUUGCAUUUUGCUUCUCCUUGUCAUUGGAGCCAUUGUAUUCAUCUGGAGAAGAUCAAGAGCCAAAACCCAGGCUGUCAAUAAAGGUGGGUAUGAAAAACUGACAAAUCACUCCAAAACCUUUCCUUCCUGUGUGAACAACUACCACAAGAGUCCCAGUUACCAGGAGGAUCAAGUGAUUGAGUACAGAGAUAGAGAAAAUGAGGAUGAUGAUGAUGAAGAAGAUGACAUUGUAUACAUGAGCCAGGAUGGCACAAUCUAUCGCAAAUUUAAAUAUGGACUUUUGGAGGAUGAUGAGGAAGAUGAACUUGAAUAUGAUGAUGAAAGUUAUUCAUUUAGAUAAGUUUUUACUAACUUACUAAUAGUAAAUUGGUCCUGCUCUGUUGUUUUUCCUAUGAAAUUACAGCAAUUUAGUUAAGUAUGUUUAGUUACUUGAUAGCAUGCUGACCUCCAAAUUUUUUGCUAAUAGUUAUUGUGAGAGCAGAAUGGUUUCUAAAAACACUUUUUCGUAAAGCUUUGCAUAAAUCCUUUCUAGACUUUUAAGUAUCACUCCAGAUAUAGUCUGGUUAAGAGAUUAUGUUUCUGUGCAUUUGUGCGGAGAAUAAUUCCUUUCCCAAUAUGUAUUUGUGUGCAUUAUAAGUAAUACAGACUUUACUUCAAACUAUGCACACACACUUAUUAAGAACCUUGUCAAUCACUACCAGAAAUGUGAUAAGCAAAGUUAAUAUAUCUACCUUAUGAACACCACUGGGAUAGGGUGACAGUAGUUUACUACUUUGUGAUUAUAGUUACUCAGAAGUUCAUGAUAGAGUAGGCACUUGGCUGACUUUACCUAGGUUUUCUUCACUGGUGUCACCUAGUGCAUCUGUGUUCCCUGAAGCCAACACAUUUCUCUUUAUAAUCCUUAUAGCACUCUUUCCAGGGAAUUUGGGCAUCUAUGAUGUGAAGUUUUAAGAUUUCUGAUGAUGACUACUCCUCACAACCAUAUUGUAUUCACAGUUUAUAUGAAAUAUAACUAAAAUAUUUUAUAUAUCAGCCUCUGAUUAAAAUUUAUGGUGAGUGUUUGUCAACUAAUCUUUCAUUGUACUGGAUUUACCACAAAGGGGAGUAUUGUUAAUAAGCAUGGCACACACAUACACAUGCCCCAAGCAGCUUUUCUAUUUCUAUUAUAAAUGGCUCAGGGUGUUCAGAAAAUGGCAAAGGGGAUAUUUAGCACUUAUUUGAUAACUUAAAAGAACAUAGAAAUAUGAUUUUUAAUUAUUAUUAUUGUUAUGAUAAAACAUCAUUUUAAAGAAAAGUAUACUUUGUGGACCUUUGUUGUGAAGGA